Chenopodium quinoa (quinoa) is the source of this 1239-nucleotide messenger RNA. RefSeq lists its product as uncharacterized. The record is from RefSeq and is a predicted model, not a curated record. The transcript has a single exon. Gene Ontology annotation, molecular function: protein binding. NCBI's taxonomy places the organism in Eukaryota, Viridiplantae, Streptophyta, Magnoliopsida, Caryophyllales, Amaranthaceae. The coding region runs from base 1 to 1239 and encodes 412 amino acids.
AUGACCAAGAAAAGGGGACAAUCCCAACAAGAUGAUGACGACGACAACGACAAUAAUAAUAAUCGUAUCGACAAUCUCGAUGACAACGUGCUAUUAGAAAUCCUAGAAAGGAUACCAUGGAUAUGGGCAGUCGAAUGCAAAUGUGUUUGCAAAAAAUGGUACAAUUUAAUUUCAGACUCUCAUUAUAGUAUAUGCUCCCCUUUUACCUUCAUCUUCCAACUCGAUUAUUAUGAUAAGUAUCAAGUCAAUCGAGAUGGGUUCGUGUUCUAUGGUUUCACCGAACACCCCGGUUUCAAAACCCUUGGUUUAUCCCUAUCUUUUCUUCCUUGCUACAACCGUACUAACCCUUUUCGUCCCGUACAUAUAGUCAUGUCUUACAAUAAUCUCUUAGUGUGUAGCGAACCUCCUAUUUCUAAUCCUAUUGGCAUUAUAAGUGAAACCGUUUACUACAUUGUGGAUCCUAUCAUGAGGCGGUACAUACAAGUACCUCCUGUCUUAACUAUACAAAAGCCGGCUGCUUAUGGGCUUUUUGUCGCAAAUAGUGCUUUGUUUUUGAGUUAUAAAAUGGUGCGUGUGUCGUCGUGUUGGAGUAGUUGGAUGCAUGAAAGUGAAUAUUUUUGUAUCGAGGUUUUUUCUUCUGAGGUGGAGGAGUGGAAGAGGACUUGGUUUUUAUCCCCGAAAAGGAAGUUGUUUAAUGAUGGAGGGUGUUCUAGUACGAGUGCAAUCGCCGUAAAUAAUAAACUACAUUGGGUGGUAGAAAGGAAUGUUCUAGUCUAUGAUUCGUCUAACGAAACAUGUACCUUCAUUGAAGUGCCGCCUCCACAAAGCAUGGCGAAAGUCACUCGUUGUCUAGGGGAGUUUGAUGGCCUGAUUUGGCUGUGCCAAUUGGAAAGUUGUGCUCCUUUUAAUAAUAUUCUUAAUGUAUGGGAGCUCGAGGAAUAUGGAUCAGGCCAUAUAAAUUGGAGAUUAGAACAUUAUAUGAUGUGGUUUGGUUUGGAAGUUGAAAAGUUUAAGAGUAAUGAAGUGUUGGCUUUCCAUCCAUUUGACCCUAAUACUUUGUUGAUGACCUAUGGUGAUGGAUUGGUUAGGUAUAACCUCAGGAGAGGAACUCUAAAAGAAGUCAUGAGUUGGCGCGGUUGUGAUUCAUCACAUGUGUGGACAACGAAGAGGGUAUUUCCGCAUCAUUCAUCCACCCGAUUCUAUAGUUCUACCUUCUACUCCAUGAUAGAUUUAACUUAA